AUGUCUCGGGCUGUUCAUCUUCCAGUUCCCUGUCCCGUUCAGCUUGGUUCCUUAAGAAAUGACUCCUUGGAAGCUCAGCUGCAUGAGUAUGUCAAACAAGGGAACUAUGUGAAAGUGAAGAAGAUUCUUAAGAAAGGGUUAAGGAAUUUGCCCAAGAUGCCACAAUCGAUGGUGGAGUUCAUGCAGCGCUGUGCCUCACACAUGCAGGCCAUCAUACAGGGUUUCUCUUAUGACCUCCUGAAGAAGAUCGACUCCCCUCAGCGGCUCAUCUGUGGCCCACCCCGGUUUGGCGGUCUCAUACAGGGCUCAGUUCAGGGAAAGGAGUCCAGCUUUGGAGCCGGGGGGCCCUGGCGCUCCCAGUUCCCUGUGCUGCACAUGGAGGUGAUCGUGCACCUGCUGCUCCAGAUGUCCGAUGCCCUGAGAUACUUGCAUUCCCGGGGGUUUAUCCACCGCUCCCUCAGCUCCUAUGCCAUCCACAUCGUCUCCACAGGCGAAGCAAGGCUAACCAACCUGGAGUAUAUGAUGGAAAGAAACCCCAAUGGCUCUCCUAAUCGUCUGCUUAAAGCUGGAGUCAUUUCUGCGCAAAAUAUCUACAGCUUUGGCUUUGGGAAGACAGAUAACAUACCCUGGAAUGGUUUAGAUGGCUCAGUUAUCAAAGAAGCCAUAGUCUUGGGAAAUUAUUUAGAAGCUGAUGUCAGGCUUCCAAAGCCUUACUAUGAUAUUGUUAAGUCAGGCAUCCAGGUCAAGCAGAAAGACCGAAAUAUGAACCUUCAAGAUAUCCGGUACAUUCUGAAGAAUGACUUAAAGGAUUUUCUUGGAACCCAGAGAACUCAGCCAACUGAGAGCCCCAAGGUGCAGAGAUAUGAACUCCAUCCUGAUGUCAAUGUCUAUCUAGGACUGACCUCAGAACAUCUGAAAGAGACCCCUAACUUGGAAAUAAAAGAGCUAAAGGAAAUGGGGAGUCGGCUUCAUUCAUCCAGGGGUCCCUCUUCUCCCACUGAGAAAGCGACACCAGAUCCUCAAGUCCUAGAUCCAAGUAUGAUGGCCAAGGAGACUCAGAACCAAGACGCUGCUUCACCUGCUGGCUCUGUGGCGGAAGAGGCCAGGAGCCCCAGCCCAGGUCAAGCAAGCCUCUGUAGCUUCGAAAUCAACGAAAUCUACUCGGGCUGCCUGGACAGGGGAGAUGACAAAGAGAAGGAGCCUCCGGGAGCCGGUUCAUCUUUUGAGGGGGCUGGACCAAGCCAGGCAGAUGAACUGACGUCCAUGGAAGAAGAGCUGGACAAGAUGGAGAGAGAGGCGUGCUGUUUUUGUGAUGAGGACGAGAGCUCUUCAGAAGCUAGCACAGAGCUCUCCUUUGAGGACUGGGAUUGGCAAAAUGGUUCUCUUAGUUCACCCAGCUUGCCCGAGCCAGCCAGAGAAGCCAAGGGCAAUGUGAGCAAUAGGUGCAUGACCGAGGAGUACAUCAGUAAGUGUGUGCUGAAUCUAAAGAUUUCACAGACAUUAAUGCACCAGAAUGCCGAUUUGCUCAGGAAUAUCCAACAGAAAAUCGAUAAGCUUGAGAUGAUACAGAGGGAGCAGGAGGAGUGCAGGUCUUUGUGGGCUUCUUCAAGAGAGUUCGCAAACAUCUAUGACUUCCCUUCAGCCCUGGGCCCCCCAGCUUCCAGCUAUGUACCUCCUGUCAGGCAGCUGCCGGGCCAGCAGCUGAACACCAGUGGCAAUUGCCUAACCCUGACAAGGUCUUCCAUAGUGAGAGACUUCGAAGGGGGACAUUUUGGCAAAAGGUCCAGGAAAAGAAGUGGCUGUGGCUGGAAACCUGUCACCCAAGUCUCUGAAGAAAGCACUGGAGAUGAGUCAGAGAAGAGCCAUCAGCUGCCAACUUUUUGUGGACCUGGAAAACAGAGCACAAGUGGCCAGUCACAGCCCAUUCAAGGAGCCAAAUGUAGUUUGGAAAGAAACAGGACCCCAAAUACCAGUAGCCAGGGACGGUCUAAAGAGUCCAGUGCCCGAACCAAGCUGACUCAGCUUACUAGUGCACUUGUUACUGUGUCAAGCCACCCCAAGGGACCUCCUGUGUCAUCUGGCCCUGGCCAGGGCUCUACUAGGAUCAGUAUGGAGUCCGUCUCUUCUGAAAUCUGUAACGCAAAGUCAAGAAAUAAUGAAGAUGAUGGAGAGGUAUACUUGAAAUGGAAAAUGGAGGUGAAAGAUAUGGCAGAGAGAGCAGCUACUGGGCAGCUGGUGGUACCACCUUGGCAUCCUCAGAGUAGUGUGACUUCAGAGGGUGAGGCGAAGAAUGUGCCUGAUCCCCUGCUGCAGCCCCUGCUGAGGGACCCUGAGAAAGUGGGCUGGCAGUGCAUUGUAGAGUAUCCCAGGAAAAAUGAUGAGCCAGGAGGAAAUGGCAAGUGUGACAAAAUGGACAACAGUGACUGUGACAGUGACCAGCAUGGCAGACAGCCUGGGCCUCGAAGCUGCACCAGUAUCAGGCACCUGUCUCCCAGAAAAAAUGAGCAGCCAGAACAUAGUGAAGUCUUUCAAGCAAGUUCUGAUGCAUCUGUGGUCGUUGAGAAAUCUCAUAGCGAUCAGUCUGUGCGAUCAACUUGUUCACCAGAAUCUUCUGAGGACAUAACAGAUGAAUUUUUAACUCCAGACCAUGAAUAUUUUUAUUCCUCAACUGCUCAAGAAAACUUAGCUCUAGAGACCUCAAGCCCCAUAGAAGAGGACUUUGAAGGAAUACAAGAUGCAUUUGCCCAACCUCCAGGCUCUGGUAAUAAGCUCUUUCGUACCAGGUUAGUGCACUCUGCUAACAGGGGAUUCAUAUACUUUUCUCACUUUCUCUCUUACAGUACUGAAGGUGAACAAGAGGAGACAUUAAAGGAAUCACCAGGGGAGCUGAAGGAGAAAGACAUAUCACUGACAGACAUUCAAGACCUUUCUAGUAUCUCCUACGAACAAGAUGGUUCUUUUAAAGAAGUCUCAUGCAAAACCCCCAAAAUAAACCACGCACCUACAAGUGUCAGCACUCCGCUCAGCCCAGGGUCAAGUUCUUCAGCUGCCAGUCGGUAUAAAGACUGCCUUGAAAGUAUCACAUUUCAGAUUAAAACAGGGUCUACCUCAUACUGGAACAGUCAGGAAUCUAUUCAAACUUCAUCUGAUAGAUUUUCAACCGUUCGAGAGGAAGCAAAGAGCCUAGAUUCCUUUCUUACUUCCUCUGAAACUGUUCCUUCAAGACUGACUGAUCUUAAAAGAUUGUCUGCAUUUACUGGGGCUGGUUCCUCCAGCAUUGCUAAGUCACCUGACACAUCAUCAUCCCAUGCCACCCAGAGAAGGAGCCUGCCAAAAGCACUAGUAGAAGCCAUUUCACAGCGUCACAUUGAUGAGCUACCACCACCAUCUCAGGAGCUGCUUGACGAAAUUGAGCACUUGAAGCAGGAGCAGGCCUCAUCCACAGUGUUGGGGGAGAACACAGCAAGUCAUCUGGGCAUCACUGCAAAUGAUCAAAGGCAUUUAGAAGAACAAGCAACUAACUGUGAAAAAGAACAUAGCAGUGUGCUUUGGACCAAAGAAACUCAGGAUCUAGAAGAGGACACAGAGAGAGCUCACUCUACUCUCGAUGAGGACCUAGAAAGAUGGCUACAGCCCCCUGAGGACAGCAUGGAGCUACAAGAUCUCCCUGAAGGUUCUACAAGGGAGGCAAAUAUCAAGGACCAAGAAGCUGGUGAAAAGAAGACAAAAGAGGAAGAAAGGAUCAAAUCAGAGAGAAGGAAAUCAGACAGUUUUUUAGGAACUUCUGAAGAAGAGGAACUAAAACCCUGUUUUUGGAAGCGACUGGGUUGGUCUGAACCAUCCAGGAUAAUCGUGCUGGAUCAGAGUGACUUGUCUGACUGACGGGAAUUGGAUCAUAGGUGGACUCCUGGCCUGAGUUGGAGCAUCCUGCUCGAGAGCCCCCGCCUCUCCUCACCUGCUUCAGUCACCAUCAGGGCAGUGAUUCCGUAGCUCACACUCUGUUCAGUUGCCACAAUAGACAGAACACUGGCCCCAUCUGUUUGCAGCACAUGUAACAAUUUGUUUCUGGUUCACAUUUCUGAAAAGUGAAAGCUUUUAUUGUAAAAUUUUCUCAUUGUUUCCAGAAUGGCUUUUGGUUUUGUUGUUUAAGAUUUUUGAACACUUUAA
Molecule: messenger RNA, 4167 nt
Organism: Leptonychotes weddellii (Weddell seal)
Lineage: Eukaryota; Metazoa; Chordata; Mammalia; Carnivora; Phocidae
Source: RefSeq, a predicted model, not a curated record